Messenger RNA from Nicotiana attenuata, 666 nucleotides. Its product is annotated as ethylene-responsive transcription factor ERF017-like. Gene Ontology annotation, biological process: regulation of DNA-templated transcription. Gene Ontology annotation, molecular function: DNA binding; DNA-binding transcription factor activity. NCBI's taxonomy places the organism in Eukaryota, Viridiplantae, Streptophyta, Magnoliopsida, Solanales, Solanaceae. The record is from RefSeq and is a predicted model, not a curated record. The transcript has a single exon. Bases 1 to 666 code for a protein of 221 amino acids.
AUGGUGAAACCCAUAAAAUCAUCUGAUGAUAUCUCAUCAUCUUCUUCUUCUUCGUCCUUAAAGUACAAAGGAGUGCGCAAGAGGAAAUGGGGAAAAUGGGUUUCUGAAGUUAGAUUACCUAACAGCAGGGAAAGAAUUUGGUUGGGUUCGUAUGAUACAGCGGAAAAAGCUGCUCGUGCAUUUGACGCUGCCCAAUUUUGCUUGCGUGGUGAGGCGGCAAAACUCAAUUUCCCGGCUAAUCCGCCGGAUAUUUUGAACGGGAGGUCUAUGAGCGCCGCCGAAAUUCAGGUGGCAGCAGCCCGGUUUGCCAACUCGGAUCCGGAACCCCAGGAAAGCAUUUCGGGUCCGACGGAUAAUUCCGAUCUUUCUUUUUCUUCUUCUUUAUCGUCGUCUUCUGAAUUGCUACACCCAGAGUCGCCAUCUACGUCGAUUUCGGAUGGGAUGGUCCAACCGGAUGGUGAAUUGACCGAAAUGCCUCUUGAUUCUGAAUUUUUGGACCUGUUUUUCUCGUUAGGAACUGCCAAUAACGAGUACCAUUUUGGGUCUUUUUCGGAAAUUAGCGAUCUCACGGGUGACCAUUUUUUACCAGCGUUGAAUGACAUCGACUCUGGGAAAGAGAUCUAUGACGGCUGCACUUUAGAUGGAUCUUUCCUUUGGAACUUUUGA